UAAGGCGGACGGGCGUCGUCGGGGCACUGGCGCAGCGGCAGUGGCCCGCCACUCAUGUCUACCCAUGUCGUCCGCGACGACGCUGCCACUGCUCUUCAUGUUGCUAACUGUCGGCCAUGGAGCUAAGGAGAAACCUGAAUUCAGCGAGGAAAUCAGGGAAAUAAUCCAACAUGUACACAACACAUGCGUCGACAAAACCGGGGCUGCAGAGGAGGAUAUAACGAAUUGCGAAAACGGCAUAUUUAAGGAGGACCAGAAAUUGAAGUGCUAUAUGUUCUGUCUGCUGGAAGAAGCGAGUCUCGCCGAUGAGGAUGGUAUUGUGGACUAUGACAUGUUGGUCAGUUUGAUUCCCGAGCAGUACUACGAUCGAGUUACCAAAAUGAUCUUCGGCUGUAAACAUCUUGACACUCCAGACAAAGAUAAGUGCCAGAGAGCUUUUGAUGUCCACAAAUGCUCUUACAAUAAAGAUCCCAGUUUUUACUUCUUAUUCUAAGGACUUAAGAUAACAGCUGACGUGAGAGAGAGAGAGAGAAAAGCUUCUAAUUAAAAUAGUUUUAGCUGCAUCCAAUAACUUGUUUCAUUUUCAUAAAAUCUUUA
Pectinophora gossypiella (pink bollworm) is the source of this 597-nucleotide messenger RNA. RefSeq names its product general odorant-binding protein 83a-like. Lineage: Eukaryota; Metazoa; Arthropoda; Insecta; Lepidoptera; Gelechiidae. The transcript has 6 exons. The record is from RefSeq and is a predicted model, not a curated record. Gene Ontology annotation, biological process: sensory perception of smell. The coding region runs from base 65 to 493 and encodes 142 amino acids. Gene Ontology annotation, molecular function: odorant binding.